This is a messenger RNA of Monosiga brevicollis MX1, 2013 nucleotides long. RefSeq lists its product as uncharacterized. Gene Ontology annotation, cellular component: cytoplasm; nucleus. The record is from RefSeq and is a predicted model, not a curated record. Gene Ontology annotation, biological process: protein import into nucleus. The transcript is spliced from 15 exons. The coding region runs from base 1 to 2013 and encodes 670 amino acids. Gene Ontology annotation, molecular function: nuclear import signal receptor activity. Lineage: Eukaryota; Choanoflagellata; Craspedida; Salpingoecidae.
AUGGUCACCGCCACCGAAUUUGCGGGCCCCCUGGGCAGUCAUCUCCGCAUUGAUCGCGAGAAGGCCCGCGAUGGCUUGCUGCAAGCUCUCACCGAUUCCGCCAUUGAUAUGGCGAGUGUGGAAACCAUGCUUGAGGACCAGCUGAACCAGGCCGACGAGCCUUGGGAGUCUCUGCAUGGUGCCCUCAUCACCAUUCAUGCCAUUUACCAGCGCACCACCGAACAGACUCCAGGCUUGUCACGCGAGUUUGCCGAACGCACAGCACCCCGGCUGACGGCCUUGCUGCGCCACCGAGAACCGCGUAUCCGUGAAUCGACCGGCCAGGCGCUUGCCGACGCCUGUGCUCGUCACGGCGUCUUCAUCUACGAGAACCAUGCUCGCGACGUGGUUAUGAACUCGAUCAAGGACAACUUGGAACGCCAUGUCACAGCUGAAGAGCUGGCACUCAAGCGUGAACGACUUGGCAUCAGCGAGAGCGACUCUAACGACGUGUUUCACGAAUCAGAGGGAUGGAAAACCCUUGAAACUGGCUGCAAGGCGUUGCGCCAAAUUGCCGAGGCGUGUGGGCCCGCCUUUGCGCCAUACAUCACGAGUGACCUGCUUGAGCUUGUCUUUGCUGCCAUCGCCCACACCAAUCGCUUUGUGCGCGAGACCGGCUACUACCUCUGCAAUCAGUUUGUUCGCAUCAUUCGCGAGGACGGCACCGUUGCGCCGCCCAUGCCCUACGAUGAGUUUAAGAUGCGAAUGGCCCAGCAGCUAGCCAUUGGUCUGGCAGACAACUGGAGUCAGGUUCGCAUGGCUGCUUCCGUGGCCACCCGCAGCUUCUUGGAGAGCAUUUCGGAGGAAGGUCGCACGACUCUCUAUGAUCUCCUUCUUCCCCGUCUCUGCAUUAACCGGUACUAUGUGGCUGCUGGUGUCCGCAACUUUUGCCAAGAAGCCUGGAAAGAGCUGUUCCAAGAUCGGGGCCGCCAGCUCAUUGCCGAGCACAUUGCUGCCACCGUGGAAUUUUACGUCAAGCAAGCUCAGGCCGAUAACCACGCCGUGCGCGAGGCAGCCUGUGCAUGCAUCGCCGAGCUGGGCCUCAAGAUUGAGUACGAUGCACUCCGCCCCUACGUCAAACAGCUUCUGGAUUGUCUCCUGGAGGCCUUUGAGGAUGAAUCUUGGCCCGUACGCGAUGCGGCAUGCAUCGCCUCGGGCCGUUUCCUCGGCGCUUUCCCGAUUGAGGCCAAGGGUGAGCCGCUGGACGCCUUCCUCAAGCUGUACUUCCACCAUCUCGGGGACAACAUCUGGUCCGUGCGUGAAAACGCCGCAGUGGCCAUUGGUAACGUCUGCAAGUCUUUCGGUGAUGAUCCCAAGGUGAAGGAGUUUGUGUUAAAGAAGAUUGAUGAGAUGCUGCCACAAGCUCACCAGCAAUCGGAAAACUCAGAGAGCUUUGUGGCUCUCGAGAAUGUCACAUCAUUCGGCGUCGCUCCCUCUGUGGGAACUCCAAACAAAGUCAGCUAUAGCUUCAACGACCCCGACCCCACGCACACCGACCAGCAGAUGUUUUCCUGCGGGUCGCUGGCUCCCAAGCUGAAGCGCAAGGGAGGUUGCAUGGACUGCGCGUUUCAUCGCCCCCAAGAGCCAUGGGAACGCAGCGAUGGCUGCAUGUAUCUGCUGCGAGAACUCUCGGCGCUGCUGCCCGAUGAGGUAGCUGGCCUGCUUUCUCAGGUGGUUGAUCUGGCCAAGCUGCGUCACUACAAGCAUUAUUGCAACUUCUUGGAAACCCUUUGGAAGCAGCUCCCGAUCAUUGCGAAGAACAUUAGUAAGAAGCGGUUCAAGCCUCACAUCCAGGGCUUUAUCCCUUCAAUGGCACACUCGCUGCAGUCGAGCCACCAGCUGUCGCGUGCCGCGGCCGAAGACUGCACGCGCCAACUUUGUGCAUUGCUUGGUCCCACUAUCUUUCUGGGUCGCGUGGAACUCGAGGAUCCGUCUUUGGUCCCGGUUUUCGCUCCCUUUGCCCGUGCCCAUUGA